AUGGCGGACCGUUUGCCCAAAGAAUUGAUAGCUGAAAUCCUCACAAGACUACCGGUGAAAGCCCUUCUAAAGUUCAGUAUUAGAAAAUAUAUGAGUCUUCCAAUGUCCAGCAUUGGCAUUGAUUCACGUGGCCUGAGUAGGGUUGUUGAUGGGUACGGCUUCGAUUCCAAAACUAAUGAUUAUAAGGUGGUUAGAAUUGCUUACAUCUAUGGUUUUCCAGAUGCUGAGGUUGAGCUUUACUCCCUUAAUACAGGAUGUUGGAGAAGAAUUUGUGUUGUUGGUCCCCAUCAUCGUUUCACUUUUGCUCCACUUCCAUCUCAGGCUUUUGUCAAUGGGAUUGUCCAUUGGGUUGGAGGCGAUUUGGAUGCUGAUUCUGAUAUUUCAAUCCUGACUUUUGAUAUGAGCAGUGAGGUAUUCUGCAAGAUGAAGCCACCAGCAGCACCACCACAUGGCUGGUUGGUAACACGUUUGGCUGUUUCGGUGCAUAGGGAGUCACUUUGUCUUGGUCAUUUUGAUUCCUUGGUUAGCAAAGUUUCAAUAUGGGUGAUGAAAGAAUAUGGUGUUGUACAAUCUUGGUCCAAACUAUUCGUCUUUGAUGUGAAUGAAGCUUACGGGCAAUUACUUGGUUUCAGGAGGAAUGGUGAUCUUCUUUUCUUUAAAAGAAAUGAUUACAUGUUUUCAAUCAACCUAGAGUCUCAACAAACUAAGUAUCUUGGAAUAUGGUUAUCUGGUGAUCCGCAAUCAUUUUACGCUGUUCCCCAUGUGGCGGAGAACUUAGUAUUACUUUAGGAAGUGAAUCAAGUCUUAAGAAGCCUAAUCUUCCAGUGCAGCAGUUACUCUAGAAAGACCUUAUAAUUUUCUUAAAGGAAAGCUUGUAGUUGGUGGAAUCAAGAAAAUUGCAAGAGAGAAAAACCAUGAUAAAUAUUCUCAUAUGUCCUUGCCCUUUUUUUCUUGUUCUUCGUAGCAUAGUAUCAGUAUUUCUGUCUUUAGUUCCAGUAUAUUGCAACUUUGUUCAGAUUUUAGCUUUUCAUGAAUGUUGUACCUUGUAUUUUAAAGUAAUGAUUCAUUUACUUGAAUGAUAUUGAUUAUAUUUAAUGGAUUUGUUUUAUUCA
This is a messenger RNA of Cornus florida, 1112 nucleotides long. Its product is annotated as F-box/kelch-repeat protein At3g06240-like. The transcript is spliced from 2 exons. The coding region runs from base 1 to 789 and encodes 262 amino acids. The record is from RefSeq and is a predicted model, not a curated record. Lineage: Eukaryota; Viridiplantae; Streptophyta; Magnoliopsida; Cornales; Cornaceae.